GAUGAGGGUCACCUGGGUGCCACUGUUGGUAACCACUGUUCAAUGGGAGUUGUCCCCCAGGACUACCGCAGUGUUUCUGGAAGACGACCCCUGACCAAAGGAUGAGCACCACGCUUGGCUUGGUUUACCACAAGAGAUGGCCUUUGGGGGUUUUUUACACCAUGUAUACAAGUGGAUAGAAGGAUGGACUUUGAAUCAGAACGAUCAAGGGCUUACUUCGCAGUCCGCCCAGAGCUAAUGCACCGGGAGACACAAAGAGCGGCCAAAGACCGUCCUGCCCUCUUCCAAUCUGAACGGAGGAGACAACACGUAAACAGAGGCUAAGCUACGUACAUCCACAUUUCAUUACAAUGACAUGUAAUGGUCAAUUUAAAUAAAAAGCUCUGCUUAAGCAGAAAACCAUCCACCUGGGGAUAUUCUAGACUUAAGGGCAGUUGGGGAAGGUUUCCAGCCAAAGCUGAGCCUUGAACUGGAAUGUAAGGGAAGCCGCGAAGGUCAGGCAUGGGGGCGGCUGGGAGGGAAGGGGCUUAGUAAAGUGCAGAGCCCCGAGAGGAUCCUGGGUACUGUUGUUGGAGCAAUCGGAAGGCCGGUGUCACGGGAUCUCUGCGGCUAAACAGUCAAUAGCUGGGUGACCCUGGGCAAGUCAUUUAACUUCUCUGUGCCUCGAUUCCCGAUCUGUUAACCCAGAUCCCUCAAGUCCCGGAAGUUUUCCAUUUAAGAACCCAUUAUCCUUAUCAAUAAAGAAAAGUCUUCAGGGCGCCUAUGUGCAGCGUUGGUUCGGAGACCUUAGAAAUGUUUAAAGAUUGGAUUUCUGCUUAUGCUAAAGCUUAUACUUUCUUUUGAAGAGAUUCUUUCUCCUCUCCCAGGGCCGCUCACUCCUAGUCGGAGAACAAUUUAAACCUCGAGGUCAGAAACCAAAAAAGACCUUUCAACGAAGGGAUUUCCUCAGUGCGCCUGCGCAAACAGGCGGCGAUCAAAUCAGCCGCAUUUCCUCCAGUUCACUGGAAGGGGGAGCUGCGAAAUAAUUCACUACCUAUUUUCCCCCACCGUUCCUCCUCCUCCCACCCCACCCCCAUUGUCCUGGGCUACCGUCAAAUGAAAGAAGCGGUCCUUGAGGCGGGAUCGUGGCGCUCUAGCCCCCCGCUGAUCUCAUCUCUAUUACCUUUUGUCCUCCAGCCUCUCGCUUUGGGACGCUAGGCCCAGUCGCCCCGUUGCUAGGCGGAAGCAAGGCGGCCAAAGAGGCGGCCACCGCGGGAUAGACGGCGGGAGUCCUGCCGGGAGGUUUGAAAAGUGGAUACGCCUGCGGCCCAAGGCCCCGCCCGGCUAAGCCGGUGCCGUUUCGCCCCUUUAACGGCCAGCCAGGCGGAAGCCGCCCUCAGCUCAGCAUCCUCCUAGGAGCGGAAGGGAUAUGAGAGAUAGUGUCCGGGGCUAGGAACCCCGGAGGGGGCGAGGGAGCCGAGCAGCGGCUACGGCCGAGCCGGCAGGCGCAGGCGGCUGGAAGCCGACCGGGACUCCCGGAGGCGGGCGGCAGGCAGCAACCAGGGCGAAGGAGAGAGGCCCGACCUUCGGGCCGGGGGGUCUUCGGUGGAGCCCAGGGCCCCCUCCCAACCCCUCUCAUUGAUUAUCAUUCAAGAUCCUUUUCUCCUUCCUGGAACUAGCUGCAAACAUGGUCUCCAAGUCCGACCAGCUGUUGAUCGUGGUCUCCAUCCUGGAAGGGCGCCAUUUUCCCAAGCGCGCCAAGCACAUGCUUGUGGUGGAAGCGAAGUUUGAUGGCGAGCAGCUGGCGACCGACCCCGUGGAGCACUCCGACCAGCCGGAAUUCGCCACCGAGCUAGCGUGGGAAAUAGACAGGAAAGCCCUUCACCAGCACAGGUUGCAGCGCACACCUAUCAAGCUCCAGUGUUUUGCUUUGGAUUCUGUGUCUACAGCUAAAGAAUCCAUUGGGUACAUCGUUCUAGAUUUAAGAACUGCCCAAGAAAUAAAGCAGGCGCCCAAGUGGUACGCGCUGCUGAGCAAUAAAUACACCAAGUUCAAGUCUGAGAUACAGAUAAGCAUCGCUCUGGAAACCGACACCAAGGCGCCAGCGGACAGUUUCAAGGCCAAGGAGGCGCCGCCCAGAGAAGGAAAAGUGCCCGCUGGGUUAUCCGGAGUGGACCCCAAGAAGAUCGUCGCGGUCUUGAACGAGGAGGAAGGCUACCACCAGAUUGGACCAGCCGAACACUGCAGAGACUUCUUUGUGAUGUCCGUGACCAUAGCGUUUGCCACCCAGUUGGAGCAGUUAAUUCCGUGUACAAUGAAACUUCCAGAGAGACAACCUGAGUUCUUCUUUUAUUAUUCACUACUGGGAAAUGACGUUACAAAUGAACCAUUCAGUGACUUGAUGAACCCGGAUUUUGAACCAGAGAGAGCAUCUGUUCGAAUACGUAGCAGUAUCGAAGUACUUCGCAUUUAUCUCUCUUUCCAUUCUAAACUUCAGAUUCAUCUCUGCUGUGGAGACCAGUCGCUUGGAAGCACAGAAAUCCCACUCACUGGAUUGUUGAAGAAAGGAAGUACAGACAUCAACCAGCGCCCUGUAGCAGUUGAAGGUGCUUUUAACCUUGAUCCACCCAACCGAGCCAAACAAAAACUUCCCCCGAUCCCCCUGGAAUUGGCACCUACUGUGGGAGUAUCUGUGGCUUUACAAAGAGAAGGCGUAAACGCUCAGCCUUUGGUUGAAUUCAAGACCCAAGGUGAGCAAGAGCACUCAAAGAAGAGAAUUUUAACACCUAUCCAGGAGAAAUCAUUAACUGAAGAGAAAUCACCCCCUCCAUCACCUGUUCCACUUCCGAAUAACCAGUCACCACCGACUAAAGAUGAUGCAACAGAAAGUGAAAUAGAAAGUUUACAGUAUGACAAGGACCCAAAAGGAAAUCAAAAAGCCUUGACUUGUCCCACGCCAGCCUCUCAAGUCCAUCUAGUGACAACAUCCAAUGCUUCCGAGAUGACUUCAGGACAAAAGAUUGCUGUGCCGGCGUCGUCGCACCACUUCUGCUUUUCGAUAGAUCUAAGGAGCGUCCAGGACCUCGAAGUUGACUUUCCGGUCAAUUGCAUGUUAAAGUAUUCCUAUCCAUUUUUUGGAAGUGCUGCUCCUAUUAUGACGAAUCCACCCGUAGAAGUCCGGAAAAAUAUGGAAGUCUUUCUUCCCCAGUCGUACUGUGCAUUUGACUUUGCUACUUUGCCUCAUCAGCUCCAGGAUACCUUUCUGAGGUUACCACUGCUUGUUGAACUAUGGCAUAAGGACAAAAUGGCCAAAGAUUUACUUAUUGGAAUUGCUAGAAUUCAGCUUUCGAAUGUCCUAUCCUUAGAAAAAACUCGAUUUCUAGGUGUUCAUGGGGAACAGUGUUGGCGCCAAACUUUCAGUGAGAGGGUUCCUGUUACAGCAGCACAAGGGGCGAGCCACAGGGUAGCGGACCUCUCCUACACGCUGACUCUGGAGGACCACGGGCUGGUGCGAGUGCGCGAGAUCCUGAUAUCGGACUCCUCCCAGGGCUUCGCUGCAAGCCGACCCGAGCCGCCUCCUCCUCGGGCCCUGUGCGGCCCCGAGACGCCGGCGGAGCCCCGAGAGAGCCUGGAGUACCGGGCGGCCCUGGAGCUGGAGAUGUGGAAGGAGAUGCAGGAGGACCUCUUCGAAAGCCAGCUGAAGAAGCGAGAGCUGGCUCACAUGCAGGCCCUUGCAGAGGAGUGGAAGAAAAGGGACAGAGAAAGGGAGUCGCUGGUCAAGAAAAAGGUAGCAGAAUACACCAUUUUGGAAGGAAAACUUCAGAAAACUUUAACUGACUUAGAAAAACGUGAACAACAGCUUGCCAGUGCAGAAACAGAGCUGCAAAGAAAGAAGAAAGAGCUGCACUUAGAUCACGAGAGAAGCCUUCAGGAACUUCAGGAUUCUAUCCGGAGGAUCAAAGAGGAGUGCACGCACCAGGUAGACCUGGAGAUAGCCAAAAUGAAGCAACUGGAGACAGAAAAGCAGAGGCUUCAGCAGCAGCUUCAUGACGCUGAAAUUAAGUAUAAAACUUUGGAAAAAGAAUUCCAGCAUUUCAAGGAACAGCAAAACAGCAAGCCAGAAAUCCGUCUGCAGUCAGAAAUAAAUAUUCUCACGUUGGAAAAGGUCGAACUUGAAAGAAAGUUGGAAUCGGCGACGAAGUCUAAACUACAUUACAAGCAGCAGUGGAGUCGAGCUCUGAAGGAACUGGCCAGAUUAAAGCAGCGUGAACAAGAGAGUCAAAUGGCCCGUCUUAAGAAACAACAAGAAGAGCUUGAACAUAUGAGAUUACGUUUUCUGGCAGCAGAAGAGAAAGACACAAUGAAAACUGAGCGACAAGAACUAUUAGAUAUAAGAAAUGAACUCAACAGGUUAAGGAAACAAGACUCAGAACAGUUCCAGAAUUCCAGAGAGAUUGCAAGUGGAAAAAUGGAGAGUUUGGGUGGAAAGGCUUUUGAAGAAGAUUUGGAUGAUUAUCUGACUCGCCUAAUAGAAGAAAGAGAUACUUUGAUGAGAACGGGUGUGUAUAAUCAUGAGGAUCGGAUAAUAAGUGAACUUGACCGUCAGAUCAGAGAAGCUUUGGCCAAAAGCAGUACCAGUAAUUAAUAACAUUUGGAAAAUCUUUACUAAGACUUUGAGCCUUAGUUCUAAUUUCAUUGUAAAACUCUGAAAGCAGAAAAAAGUUGAAAAAGCCAUUUUCUUUUUUUUAAAUCUGUGAAAAGAUUUUUUGUUGUUAUAAUAUUUAUUUGGUUUUUAUUUACUUUAAAUCUAUCUCUUCUACCUUUCCCACACUGGUUUUAUUUGUAAUUUCUUUUUAUAUACUCACUAAGCAACUUUUCAGUGUUUCUCAUCAUUUAUCAUUUGAUGGCUAACUUUCAAAAUAGCUUUUCACUAAAUUUGUCUAGGAAAAGAUGACUGCAGUAAUUCCCAAUGACAUAAUUUUAUACAUUGAGCCAAAAAAUAUAUGUUGCACUUUAUAAAUGCCGUGUCCUGUUACAUGUGUGUAAAUAUCUUAAACGCUGAACACCAGUUGUAAAUAAGUUUCAUUUUCAUUCUUCUGUAGACAGCAUGCCUUUUUUUCUGCAGAUGUUGAAGAGAACGUCUUGAAGCAGGAAGUUCAAUUCAGGGAAGUCAUUUUUAGAAUUAGGCAGCAAAAGAAUGGAUACCCAAUUAGUUAUUUGUUUUACCACCUGUUAAAGAGGUUGUUUUUUUUUUAGUAACAAGAUCCACUGACCUCAUGCUUACAUUUCUAAAGUAUUUUACUCUUAACUUUUUAGACAAGCAUCUUGAUAUUUGUCUUUUCUUCUGGUCCCAUAUACAAGCUGGAAUUGUUUUCUCUUUUCUUUGAAUUGAAGCUAUUCCCUUAUUUCAAUAAUAGUGACAGAUGAGUGCAAAUCUUCUCUUCCUCAGUGGAGAAACAGACAUUUUAAAGACUUCAGCUGAGAAAACAAAUGAAUGAAAAUGGAUACUAAUGUUUUCCCUUUCAUUUUAGUCUUUUAAAAAAAGUAAAUGAAAAGAAUUCAUUGGAUUUCUGUAGUGCCAAGUCGGUAAAACUACAAGUGUUGCCUUCUGUUGUUUUCUUCAGAGCCAGGCACUGUACUGAUUCAGAACUCACUUUAGUUCCCAGAGCAACAUUUUCACCUCCUUUUUCCAAUGUAUUUUAUCAGUGUACUCAAAAUUUUCUUUUGCAACUUCACUGGGCCAGUUACAUGAAAAUUCCAAAAUGGGAUAAUUCAAAAACUUGACCCCUUAAAGAAGGAAAUGCUGUUUACCAGUAACUCCUACAAAGUCAUAAUAGAGCAUUUUGAAGAUUAACCGAACUUUCUUUUUUGGAUAGAGGCAUGUAACUUCCUUAAAGAGAUUGUUAUUUUUAUUUAUUUUUUUUUGGACCAAGUGCUGGUUGUCUAAAAACAACAUGACAGUAAGUAAAUAUAAAUGUAUGAAUAUAAUGAAUAAAGGGAUGAAUCAUAGGAUUUUAAAAUAUUAAUUAUGGCUGGAUAUUUUCUCUGAAUGAUUUUGUGCUACUCAAAUAGAAUUGUAAUCUUUUUGUGUGUUUGAAGGAAAGCUUGUUGAAAAUAUUGUCACUAUUUCUUUUCAGUUUCUCUGUGGGCUGAAUGUGACAGUUUUCAAACACUAGCGGGUGCCUAAGAGAGGAGGGUUGUUCUAAAAUGAGUGUGUGGUUUACCUUGCCUGAGGGAAAGUGAUGUAUUUUUUUCUAUGUAAUUUAACAAAUAAAAUCGGAAUUUUAUGCA
Messenger RNA from Monodelphis domestica (gray short-tailed opossum), 6270 nucleotides. RefSeq names its product centrosomal protein 120 (gene CEP120). NCBI's taxonomy places the organism in Eukaryota, Metazoa, Chordata, Mammalia, Didelphimorphia, Didelphidae. The record is from RefSeq and is a predicted model, not a curated record. Gene Ontology annotation, cellular component: centrosome. Gene Ontology annotation, biological process: interkinetic nuclear migration; positive regulation of centriole elongation.